Molecule: messenger RNA, 1059 nt
Organism: Exophiala dermatitidis NIH/UT8656
Lineage: Eukaryota; Fungi; Ascomycota; Eurotiomycetes; Chaetothyriales; Herpotrichiellaceae
Product: replication factor C subunit 4
Exons: 4
Coding region: 1-1059 (352 amino acids)
Biological process (GO): DNA-templated DNA replication; DNA repair
Cellular component (GO): Rad17 RFC-like complex; Ctf18 RFC-like complex; DNA replication factor C complex
Molecular function (GO): ATP binding; DNA binding; DNA clamp loader activity
Source: RefSeq, a predicted model, not a curated record
AUGUCGGGACAGCCAGAAUCUUCGUCAUCUGCAGCCCGCAAGGCUCUCAAUGCUGGAGCAAAUGGCGCAACACCCGAUUAUGAAUUACCAUGGGUGGAAAAGUAUCGACCAGUCUACCUUGAUGACAUCGUGGGAAACUCGGAAACGAUCGAGCGACUCAAGAUCAUAGCAAAAGAUGGAAAUAUGCCGCAUGUUAUCAUUUCUGGCAUGCCCGGAAUCGGCAAAACCACGUCUAUCCUAUGUCUGGCACGGACUCUUCUCGGUGAUGCAUACAAAGAGGCGGUUCUGGAGCUGAAUGCAAGUGACGAACGAGGGAUUGAUGUGGUGCGAAAUCGUAUCAAGGGUUUUGCGCAGAAGAAGGUGACACUACCUCCGGGACGACACAAGAUAGUGAUCCUAGACGAAGCGGACAGCAUGACCUCUGGUGCUCAACAGGCCUUGAGAAGAACGAUGGAAAUAUAUUCGAAUACGACUCGUUUCGCCUUUGCUUGCAAUCAGUCCAACAAGAUCAUCGAGCCGCUCCAGUCGAGAUGCGCAAUCCUCCGAUAUUCCAGGCUGACGGACGCGCAAGUGGUGCAACGACUGCUGCAGAUUAUUGAAGCGGAAAAGGUGCAAUACUCCGAGGAUGGAUUGGCGGCAUUGGUGUUUAGUGCCGAGGGAGACAUGCGACAGGCCAUCAACAACCUGCAAAGUACUUGGGCAGGCUUUGGAUUCGUCAGUGGUGACAACGUAUUCCGUGUUGUGGACAGUCCGCACCCAGUCAAGGUGCAAGCCAUGAUCAAAGCAUGCUGGGAAGGGAAGAUUGACAGCGCAGUCGACACGUUGAAGGAAUUAUGGGAUCUGGGCUACUCCUCUCACGACAUCAUAAGCACCAUGUUCCGGGUAACCAAGACGAUUCCUACGCUGUCGGAACACUCGAAGCUGGAGUUCAUUAAGGAGAUUGGCUUCACGCACAUGCGUAUCCUUGAGGGCGUGCAGUCAUUUUUGCAACUUAGCGGCUGUUUAGCAAAACUAUGCAGGAUCAACAUGAAGCCGGAGCUGUUCGAAGCUCCAGCAUGA